AUGAUGACUGCCAUGGGAAGGACGGCAGAAAGAAAAUGUACGCCCGCGCCGAACACAGAAACAGACAUGAAAGGACAGUACACCGGAAAACAGCAAAUCCGCUGUACAGGUGCUGGGUCAGAGGCUGUCGUAGUAAGAGCUUCACACGAGCGGACAAUUUGA
Molecule: messenger RNA, 162 nt
Organism: Cyphellophora europaea CBS 101466
Lineage: Eukaryota; Fungi; Ascomycota; Eurotiomycetes; Chaetothyriales; Cyphellophoraceae
Exons: 1
Coding region: 1-162 (53 amino acids)
Source: RefSeq, a predicted model, not a curated record